This is a messenger RNA of Xyrichtys novacula (pearly razorfish), 4454 nucleotides long. The record is from the annotation of a GenBank genome assembly. Lineage: Eukaryota; Metazoa; Chordata; Actinopteri; Labriformes; Labridae.
AUGAAUAAUUUUUUUAUUUCAACAAAAUCUAAAGACUUAUGACCAAACUUUACAGGUCACUGGACAUAAAUUGAGCCACAAAUGGUUGCAUCAGAGUCAUAUUUAAAAAAAUGUGAACACAAUACUCAGCACAAGCCCAACCUAUUUGUGUGCAGGGUUGGUGCUCUGCUGUCCUCAGAUUUAUUCAGAUUAACAGGACCGGGCCUCACAAUGCAGCUUUGUUAAAGAAACAGAUUAACACAUCAAGUGACUGGUGGUGUAGGACUCCCUUACUCUCUCUCUCUUUUCUUCACUACUUCCUUUUUGUUGAACACUGUCUACACAUCUCCAGCCACAGCGGCCACAACACCACGAUUUUCCUGAGUGUGCAGUAAGUAACCACGACUUCAUAGCCUUGUAUGUGCGCUGUUAGUGUCAACCUCUUGUGUUGAUUUUUCUUCUUUAACCCUGCAAAGAUGAGGUGGGCAAUUUUAAAGAUGGGGGAAUUUUAGAUUUUGAAUGUUUAUUUUGGUGUUCAGGAAAAGCUGGAAAGUGCUGAGUUGACUUUGUGUGGGAUUACAAAUAGGAUUGGCAUGCAUGGAUUGAAAGCCGAGAACCACCUAAACCUGUCAUUUUGUUUUGUUUAAUUAGGUAUGUGAACACGUUGGCUGAUAAAAUCCAAGUUGAUCUCUGAUGCUGAGUUAAGAGGACUCAGAGAAAAACGCCCUGCGGUUUUCCUUCAUGUCAGGCCACAGUCAGUGAACAAUGGCAAGCGAGCAGCCAUGACAGUAACCUACUCUCGCAGGGUUGCUGAUGCAGGUCUGGGGACCUUCUUCCAUCUGCUUCUGCGGUGGAAGGGCAGCAUCUACAAACUUCUCUACAGGGAGCUCAUAAUCUUCACUCUUCUCUACUACUUCUUCAGUAUUGUUUAUAGGUAUAGUAACAGAAUGAAUCAGUCAUCUUUAAUACCAUCCUCUGACAAUGGUGAAUGUGGUGUGACACACAUACUUGAUGUUUUAGGCUGAUGGACAUUUUACAGUGGAUUGAAAUGUUAUCUGUUAAGUAUCACUAACAUUUGACUGAGAUAAUAAGACAUAUUUUAAGUGACUCAUUCUAUGUUUAGAGCUCGAGAAGCAGAUUUUACAUGAAACGUGUUUGCGUGAUUCCCUCUUUACUGGGACAUUGGAUUAUUUCUACAUAAACUUGACGCACUGAGAGUGGUUACAUUAUUCAAAAGAACCCCUAUCAACAAGACACUUUUUACAUGACAACCACAAGCUGGGAAGUUAUUACUUGUCUCAAUACAUCCAAGCCCAUUAUAUGAAAUUAAAGCUAGUUGUAUUUUGAUCGCAAUCAACUCAGCCGAUGUUUUCUCCACCAGGUUUGUGUUACAUGAUGACCAAAGAAGGCUGUUUGAGAAGCUGUCUCUAUACUGUGAUCGCUACGCUGAACUCAUCCCUGUGUCGUUUGUGCUGGGUAAGUAUUGGCCGCUGCUCAACUCCUAAAGUAAGUCCAUUUUUCUGGAAUCCAUCUUAGGAGGUUUUUAUUCAAUUCCUUAUUUGUUAAUUGUUUAACAGGUUUCUAUGUCACCUUGGUUGUAUCCCGUUGGUGGGGCCAGUUUGAGAACUUCCCCUGGCCGGACCGGUUGGCUUCAUUAGUGGGUGGUCAUGUUCGUGGAACUGAUGAGCCCUCCAGGUUGACCCGACGAACCCUAAUGCGUUACGCCAACCUCUCAGGUGUUCUCAUCUACCGCUCUGUCAGCACCGCUGUCUACAAGAGGUUUCCCACAAUGGAGCAUCUGGUGCAGGCAGGUAAGGUUCUGGUCAAUGGAACCAUCCAGUCUCACAAUUGUUGGUGCCACAUUAGCACCACUCCAGCCAACCGUGCUUGUUGCAUUCGUGUGAUUUAAAGGUCUUGAAUAAACUGUAAAAAGUGGGACUUUUGGUCUUUGCUGUCUAUCUCUUAUCUCUUAUGGCUUUCUUCCAUUUCUAUACCAUGUUUCUAAGGUUUGAUGACCUCAGAGGAGCUGAGAAGCUUGGAGGACUUGCCUUCUCCCCACAACAAGUUCUGGGUUCCCUGCAUGUGGUUUGUCAGUUUGACUCUGAGGGCUCGAACUGAAGGUCGCAUAAACAACGAUGUGGCACUCACCGCCAUUCUCACUGUAGGUUCAAUAUGCAAGAUUCUACAUAUCUCCUAAAUUUUUGCAAUAUGUAUGCAGUGAAACAUUGUUCAAACUAGUUUUGCCUGUCUUGCUUUUCUUUCUCUGUUCAGGAGUUGAAUAGUUUACGUGCAAAGUGUAUGAAGCUGUACGGCUAUGACUGGAUCAGCCUGCCUCUUGUCUAUACUCAGGUUUUGUUGAGACACUGUGCUGAAACCAAAGUUGAUGACUUGCUUAAAGACCAAAGUGAUUAAUUAGCUCAAUGCAGUGAUUAAUCUGAAAUUAAUAGUCAAAAAAAAGAAAAAGGGUUAACACUACUAACAAUCAAAAUGCUGUGCUGAUAUAAGAAAUACAGAUGGCCUAAAGAAUACGAUUUUGAGCGGUAUAACAAUAAUCAUGAACUUUAAAAUCAUUCACGAUUCAUCAAAACUAGCAAUCUGAUCUUGUCAAACAUGAUGAAAUUGGCAAAAGCAAUACAAAUUCUAGAGAAAUGAAUUUUCUCUCAAAGGUAGUAUCAAACGCUGCCAGACUUGACGUAUUUAUUUUUAAUAUUUUUUUAAGUAGGUGGUGACGGUGGCUGUUUACAGCUUCUUUCUGGCCUGUCUGAUUGGUCGACAGUUCUUGGACCCCACUCAGGGUUACCCCGGUCAUGAUGUGGACUUCUACCUGCCUGUUUUCACCCUGUUACAGUUCUUCUUUUAUGUUGGUUGGCUGAAGGUUAGGAACAACAGAUUGGUGAUGAUGUUGAAGCUGAUACUGUGAGAGAAAUUGUUUACUUGAUAUUCAUUUGUCCAUUUCUGAGCUGAAUCACUUUUUUCACUCAUGGUCUUAGGUGGCUGAGCAGCUCAUAAAUCCUUUUGGUGAGGAUGACGAUGACUUUGAAACCAACUGGCUUGUCGAUCGCAAUCUACAGGUUUAGAUUUAAACUUAACUCUCUCGCCAUAUUUAAUCAAAUGUGGUUUGAGGCUGUUGCGUUUCAUUUUCUUGGGUUCUUGUUAUCUCCCAGGUGUCCUUGUUGUCUGUGGAUGAAAUGUAUGACAGUCUUCCGCUGGUGGAAAGGGAUAUGUACUGGAAUGAGUCUGAACCUCAGCCUCCCUACACUGCUGCCAGUGCUGAACACCGCAAACCUUCCUUCAUGGGCUCAGCCCUGGAUAUAAGGUUCAGUCAUGUUCUUUUUAUCUUUCUGUAGCAGACAUUCAUUUUGUACUUUAACCAUAUAACAACUAUUCCCUUCAUCCAAACUAGUGUUCCCAAGGAGGAGAUGGAGUUCCAGUCAAAUCUGGAGCAAAUCAAAGAAAAUGAGGAGGCCAACUACUCCACCCCACUGCUUGGGGGUCUGGGUCGUCUUCUUGGUGUCCAUUCUCCUAACUUUCCUCGCUCUUCAAGGGUCUCUCUGCUGCGUCGCCGCCCUGGAGCUCCGUUAAGCCGCUUUCCUCUGUUCUUACACCCAGAAGCACUCUCAGCUCAGAGUCAAGCUCGCCAGCCUUUGAACCAAGAUGCAGACUACGCCUUCUCUAACAUUCCCUUAUAUGAGAGACCUGGUUUCUACAGCUGCCCACAAACACCUAUUCAUUGUGUCCCCCCUGCUGUGCCCCGUCCCCGACCUGCCCGCCGACCUCAGAACGAGUGUGACCGAAGCUGCACCUCCCUUGCUCAUCCAAUGGUGGCAUCACAGAUGCUUCCUCCAGACACCCCAAACCACAUCCCCCCACCUCCAUCCUCUGCAUUCCCCUGGCUCAGUGAGGAUGGUGGAGCCCCAAGUGCUCCUGCCUUCUCCUUUCCAGACCCCCCACCUGAACUCUGCCCAAUUUCAAAAGUAAGACCUGGACAUGGCCUGCUGUCUCGCCGCCCUCUACCUCCCCGCCUUACUCUGGACCCCCUUCCCUCAGUUGAUAGUCAACAAGGACCCCUAAGUGCAAGGGCAACAGGAAGUGGAGGAGAAAGGGUGUUCUCGUUCACUCCACCGUCUCGCACAGCAGCAGCAAAUCCUAAUAAUCCCAACAACAGCUCUAGCAGUAUUAAUGCAACUAGCACCAACGGCGCUGGCACAACAGGAAGUCUCUGCAACAAUACAAGUCACAGUAAUUUUAGUAACCAUGGUAACUUUAGCGCCAACAUGAGGACAAGCAAUGGGGGCGCCAACGGGGGAUUGAGCAAUAACAUGAACACAGUUCCCACUUCAGCAUCAUCACAACAAGAAACCAAUCAGCAGCACUCACCCAAUGACUCGGGAAUCUCACUGGCUGAAGGAGACCUUCUGGGCGUUCUGGCGGAUGGUGGGGGGAACAAGGCGGCUGGAGGGAGGGAGCAGGACUAA